AUGCUUCUCCGUCUGCCGGCCAGCCUGCACUAUCCUAUCACCGUGACCUCGCUGCUGAAACGGCCUGGGGAUGCGGUGGAACGGGAUGGCGCCCUCUUCUGGUAUAUUUACCAGACAACCGUUGAAGAGGGCGAUGGCCUAGGCAAUAGGGUCGAGGUCAAGCGAAAGUUCCCGACUCGCUUUGAAUCGACCGUCGAUGGAGAGAUUGUACAGUGGAAGAUUGCCAAAGGCGACGUGAUCACAGGGCCCGUUGACGUUGUCGAAAUUGAUGAACCAUGCGCGCACGAGGUUCAAUACGGUGGACUCUGUGCAGAGUGUGGAAAGGACAUGACUGAGGCCACAUACAACACGGAGGUGAUGGACUCCUAUCGUGCUCCCAUUCAAAUGGCACAUGACAAUACGACCUUGACUGUCAGUGAGAAGGAGGCUACCCGAGUUGAAGAGGAUGCGAAGCGUCGCCUCUUGGCAUCCCGACGUCUGUCCCUAGUGGUGGACCUCGAUCAGACCAUUAUCCAUGCCACCGUUGACCCGACUGUUGGGGAUUGGAAAGAAGAUAAAGACAACCCCAAUUACGAAGCAUUGAAGGGUGUUCGGCAGUUCCAACUGAUCGACGAUGGACCCGGCAUGCGUGGAUGUUGGUACUACAUCAAGCUCCGGCCCGGACUGGAAGACUUUUUGCAGAACGUGGCCGAACUUUACGAAUUGCAUAUCUACACUAUGGGUACCCGAGCAUACGCCCAGAACAUUGCCGACAUUAUCGAUCCGACACGCAAGCUAUUCGGAGACCGUAUUCUCAGUCGCGACGAAAGCGGAAGUUUGACUGCAAAGAACUUGCAACGGUUGUUCCCCGUCGACACCAAGAUGGUAGUUAUUAUUGAUGACCGCGGCGACGUGUGGCGGUGGAGCCCCAAUCUGAUCAAGGUCUCUCCUUAUGACUUCUUCGUGGGAAUUGGUGACAUCAAUUCCAGUUUCUUGCCUAAGAAGCAAGACAUUGGCGAGACAAAUAAGGCAGUUAAGGCUGCGAAAGAGAAGGAAAAGCGAGCGAAACGAGAACCGGCGAAUGGCGAAGCUGGGAAGGCCUUGGCAGAGAAUGACGUCUCCGCACUAGAGCAACUAGUGACUAUGGGAGGUGGUGAUGACCCAAGCUUGCUGAAGGAACAGGCAAACGCCCAGGAAGAGACAAUUAUGCACCAGGUAGAAGACCGACCGCUGUUGCAGAAGCAGAAAGAGCUGGACGCGGAAGAUGAUGCUUCCGCAGACGGUAGCGAAUCAUCCUCGAGCGUUGAUGAAUCUCAAGAAGCUGCCAAGCAGCGCCACCAUCUCCUGGAAGACCAUGACAAGGAACUUUUCCAGUUACAAGACCGGCUCGAGCAAGUGCAUGCCACAUUCUUUGAUGAAUAUGACAAGAAGCGGACCCAUGCCCUUGGAGGCCGCGUGGCGGCCCUGAGGGGCGAGAAAGCUGCGCACAAAGACAAAGACGUUGAUUUGAAACUGGUUCCUGACAUUAAAGAUAUCAUGCCACAAUUCAAGCGGUCCGUAUUGGGAGGGGUGGUUUUGGUAUUUUCGGGUGUCCUCCCUCUCGGAACAGAUACCCAGAAUGCCGACAUCUCCUUAUGGGCGAAGAGCUUCGGUGUCAUUAUUGCAACGAAGAUCAACGCUCGAACUACUCACCUGGUGGCCGGCCGUAACCGCACAGCCAAGGUGCGCGAAGCCACACGGUAUCCAAACGUCAAGAUCGUCACGACCCAGUGGCUUCUGGACUCUUUGACCAGCUGGAAACAUCUGGACGAGGUUCCGUAUCUGCUCCCUGUGCAUCCAGAUGACCGUGGGGAACCCCUCUCCCCGGGGUCACGGGAGCUUGCAGAAAGCUCGUGGUUGUCGUCUUCGGACGAAGCAACGGGCUCUCUCUGGGCCGAUGACGAGGGCAACGAGGAAAUGUUCAAAUCUUCUGGGCUCGAUGAUACGGCAGUCCCUGGGUAUGACGAAGACGAGCAAGCUGCCGUACACGAUGAGUUAAAGGAGUUCCUCGGCAGCGAUGACGAGAGUGAAAGCGACACCGAAGCAUGGGGUGAAGAGUCGGCCGAGGGAAGCAAGAAACGGAAGCGUGGAGAAGGAACAGAAGGCGAAGGUGAAGAGGAGUCUGGAGAAGACAACGGGGACGAGUCUGAUCCUAAAGGCUCACGUUUGUCACAGCGCAUCAAGCGCUCCUAUGAGCGGAGCACAGGUCUUCGAGAAGUCGCAACAGCCCCGAGCUCUGCCUCCGAGAAUGACCGUGCACGUCCAUCAGGACCGCAAGGCGAAGAGCCCGGUGCAGAACAGGCCGGUUCUCAGCCCGACCAAGACGACGGUAACCCGGAGAAUCCAGAUUAUGACGACGACGAGCUAGAGCGUGAAAUGCUUGCCGCCUUCGAAGACGACGAUCCCCAAGCAGAAGAGGAAGCUGCCGCCGAGAAUGGGUAG
Molecule: messenger RNA, 2460 nt
Organism: Penicillium cinerascens
Lineage: Eukaryota; Fungi; Ascomycota; Eurotiomycetes; Eurotiales; Aspergillaceae
Gene: fcpA
Product: protein-serine/threonine phosphatase
Exons: 3
Coding region: 1-2460 (819 amino acids)
Cellular component (GO): nucleus
Molecular function (GO): RNA polymerase II CTD heptapeptide repeat phosphatase activity
Source: RefSeq, a predicted model, not a curated record